Selaginella moellendorffii is the source of this 1027-nucleotide messenger RNA. Its product is annotated as mitogen-activated protein kinase kinase kinase 3. The record is from RefSeq and is a predicted model, not a curated record. Lineage: Eukaryota; Viridiplantae; Streptophyta; Lycopodiopsida; Selaginellales; Selaginellaceae. The coding region runs from base 116 to 1003 and encodes 295 amino acids. Gene Ontology annotation, biological process: protein phosphorylation. Gene Ontology annotation, molecular function: protein kinase activity; ATP binding. The transcript has 9 exons.
UCACAAUGCGGAUCAUUCUCCGGAGGAGGGAGGAUGGAAGCGAGCCAGUUGUUAUCCAGCUUCUCUCGCCACUGUUGCUGUUGCUGCAUUUCCCCUGGUUCCUUCUUAAGUUGGAAUGGAGACAUUGGAGAUCCCUCUCCAGAAGUCUCCCGGAGUUCCAGCUUGCUGGAAGAAGGGAGCUCUGAUCGGAAGUGGAUCCUUUGGAAACGUCUAUGUUGGCUUUGACAGCUAUAUUGGAAGGUUUUGUGCCAUCAAGGAGGCCAUGAUCUCCUGCAGUGACUACAGGUCUCAAGAAUGUUGCAAACAGCUGAGACAAGAGAUUGCUAUGUUGAGCCGCCUGAGGCAUCCAAACAUCGUCCAGUACUACGGCUCCGAAUCAAUGAAGGAUAGGCUCCAUAUCUACUUGGAGUUUUUAUCCGGUGGCUCCAUCCAAAAGCUCCUCCACGAGUAUGGCGCCUUCGAAGAGCCAGUGAUCAAAAGUUACACACGGCAAAUCGUGUGUGGCUUAGCGUACCUCCACAGCAAACAAACCGUCCACAGGGAUAUCAAAGGGGCAAACGUCCUCAUUGACUCGGAUGGAAAUGUAAAGCUCGCGGACUUUGGAAUGGCCAAACACGUUACUGCCAAGUCGUUUGCACGCUCGCUAAAAGGCUCUCCAUACUGGAUGGCUCCAGAGAUUUUGAAGAGCCGCUGCAGUGGCUACGAUCUCUCAGUCGAUAUAUGGAGCCUCGGCUGCACGGUGAUCGAAAUGGCACAAGCAAGACCACCAUGGAGUGACUACGAAGCGGUUCCAGUGCUCUACAAACUGGCCACCACUCUGGAAACACCCCGAGUCCCCGACUUCCUCUCGGACCAAGCCAAAGACUUUCUCCGACUCUGCCUCCAGCGAGAUCCUUCUCACAGACCCACCGCUUCUCAGCUCUUCUUCCAUCCCUGGUUCACUGCCAAUCACUUCCAGCAUUCCUACGAGCCUCAGCUUGCUCAAGUCGAAACCGUGGCUUGAAAACUCGAGAAUCGAAAGAUAAGU